Molecule: messenger RNA, 4241 nt
Organism: Equus quagga
Lineage: Eukaryota; Metazoa; Chordata; Mammalia; Perissodactyla; Equidae
Gene: CDC14A
Product: cell division cycle 14A
Exons: 16
Coding region: 501-2288 (595 amino acids)
Biological process (GO): regulation of exit from mitosis; microtubule cytoskeleton organization; protein dephosphorylation
Cellular component (GO): nucleolus; centrosome; spindle pole
Molecular function (GO): protein tyrosine/serine/threonine phosphatase activity; protein serine/threonine phosphatase activity
Source: RefSeq, a predicted model, not a curated record
GGAGGAGGAGGAAGAGUUGCUGCUGAAAGGAGGUGGCGAAGGAGGAGCCAGAGCAGCUGCUGCCAGCCCGCGGGCACCGGGGUCCUGCCCGCUGCUGCACGAGUAGCCACGGGCGCGAUCGGUGCCAGACGUCUCCUCCUCCAUGAUCACUUUGGGAGCCGGGGGAAGACUUUGCCCGGCCGUGAGAGCUGGUCUGCGUUUCCCAGGCGCGGCAGCGGCGGCGGAGCAGCAGCAGCAGCCCGGUCCGAAUCGGAGCGGCCACAACCCGGGGCGUGUGCGCCCCGCGCGGAGCGGGCUCGGGUUCCCCACGGAAUGUCCCCGGGGCGCCUGGCGCGCUGACCCCCCAGCCGCCGCCGCCUUCGGCGCCUGCUGCCUCUCUCGGGCCGGCUCGGUGUUCGGGUCUGCAAGCUUCCCGGCUCCUGGGCAGUGGGGAAGCCCCCCGGGGCGGGUGACCUCAACUGGCCCCGACCCAGCCCUCCCCCGUGCGUAUCUCGCUUAAGAUGGCAGCGGAGUCAGGGGAACUAAUCGGGGCUUGCGAGUUCAUGAAAGAUCGGUUAUAUUUUGCUACUUUAAGGAAUAGACCAAAAAGCACAGUAAAUACCCACUAUUUCUCCAUCGAUGAGGAGCUGGUCUAUGAAAAUUUCUAUGCAGAUUUUGGACCUCUGAACUUGGCAAUGGUGUACAGAUACUGCUGUAAACUAAACAAGAAACUAAAAUCAUACAGUUUAUCAAGAAAGAAAAUAGUGCACUACACCUGUUUUGAUCAACGGAAAAGAGCCAAUGCAGCAUUUUUGAUAGGUGCUUAUGCUGUAAUCUAUUUAAAGAAGACACCAGAAGAAGCCUACAGAGCACUGCUAUCUGGCUCAACGGCCCCUUAUCUUCCGUUCAGGGAUGCUUCCUUUGGAAAUUGCUCUUACAACCUCACCAUCCUCGACUGUUUGCAGGGAAUCAGAAAGGGAUUACAACAUGGAUUUUUUGACUUUGAAACAUUUGAUGUGGAUGAAUAUGAACAUUAUGAGCGAGUUGAAAAUGGUGACUUCAACUGGAUUGUUCCAGGAAAAUUUUUAGCAUUUAGUGGACCACAUCCAAAAAGCAAAAUUGAAAAUGGCUACCCUCUUCACGCCCCUGAAGCCUACUUUCCUUAUUUCAAAAAGAAUAACGUGACUGCCAUCGUGAGGUUGAACAAAAAGAUUUACGAGGCGAAGCGCUUCACAGACGCUGGCUUCGAGCACUACGACCUCUUCUUCAUAGACGGCAGCACCCCCAGCGACAACAUCGUGCGAAGGUUCCUGAACAUCUGUGAGAACACGGAAGGGGCAAUCGCGGUUCACUGCAAAGCUGGUCUUGGAAGAACAGGGACGUUGAUAGCCUGUUAUGUCAUGAAACACUACAGGUUUACACACGCUGAAAUAAUUGCUUGGAUCAGAAUCUGCCGGCCAGGCUCCAUUAUAGGACCGCAGCAGCACUUCCUGGAAGAAAAACAGGCAUCAUUAUGGGUCCAAGGAGACAUUUUCCGAUCUAAACUGAAAAAUAGACCAUCCAGUGAUGGAAGUAUUAAUAAAAUUCUUUCUAGCUUGGAUGAUAUGUGUAUUGGUGGAAACUUAUCUAAAAUACAAAACGUGGAAAGAUUUGGAGAGAAUAAUUUUGAAGAGGAUGAAGAUGUGGAAAUGAAAAAUAGUAUAACCCAGGGAGACAAACUACGUGCCUUAAAAAGUCAGAGACAACCACGCUCCUCACCAUCCUGUGCUUUUAGGUUGGAUGAUAUGAAAGGGCCCCCAAGAGCGGUGUCCCAGCCUUUCAGAUCGAGUUCUUCUCCACAAGGAUCUGCGUCUACCUUGAAGACCUCAAAAGUGGCUUUGUCUCCUUCAGCGACAGCCAAGAGGAUAAGCAGAGGCUCUUUGUCCUCAGGUGCUGGCGUCAGAAGCUUUUCCAUAAACUCCCGGCUGGCCAGUUCUCUUGGGAACUUGAACGCUGCCAUAGAUGAUCCAGAGAACAAGCAGACCUCCUCGACCUCGAAGGUGGGUUUCGUAGCCAACCCCUUCACCAACCUCUUGAAUGGCAGCUCCCAGGCACCCGCCAGAAAUUGCCCCGAGCUCAACAACAACCAGUACAGCCGGAGCAGCAGCAGCAGUGGGAGCCCCCUGAGCACCCAGCCGAGCACCCAGGGCUCCAAGACCGAGGAGCACGCCACCGCCCUCCGGCCCUCCUACACUGGCCUGUCUUCUUCCUCAGUGAGAUUCCUGAGCCGCUCAAUCCCAUCCCUUCGGUCUGAAUAUGUUCAUUACUAAGGCCUUGCCACUCCAGCGAGAGCUGUUCCGCCCUUAGACACAAUUUCUUCAUCUGGACGAGCAAUGUCGAGGGAGAGCAGCUGCUUGCUGGAAGAAUACCUCUGCCUUCUUACCUUUAAUUAAAGAGAGCGCUAAGAUAAGACCUUCAAGAGACUUGAAAUCAGAAAACUCUGGCUAAUGACUACUAUAAAUGCACUGAAACUGUGUUUAUGGAGACGUCAACACUUUUUAAGAUAGUUUCAAUGUUGAAUUUGGUAUUUCGAAAGGUUAUUUUUAAUGUAUUUCUGUAAUACUUUGUUAUUACAUGUACAGUGUUACAUUAUGUAUGUAUUGUGAACUUUAAAAGACUAUUUUGAUAAAUUUAUAAAUAUAUAAAAUUAUGUAAAAACUAGACUAUAUUUUGACUUAGAUUUUCUUGCCGUUUGCUACCAAAAAAUUUGUAUUUUGAAUUUGUUUAGUAUGGUUUUGUCUACAAUGAAUAAAUAAUUCCUCUUUAUUAAGAAAAAGUAAGGGAGAAUGUGUUUAGAAAGUGAUUUUUAUGUUCCCACUAUGAGUAUGGCAGAUCUGUUCAUUCUUUUGGGAAGUCAGUCUAAUUUAACGAGUUUAUCCAAAUUUAUCUCUAGCAAGAGUAUAAUUAUUUGAUUCGGUGUAUUUAGACCAUUUCCUUUCCCUUUGUUUUUGCUUCUGAGCCACUUAGUUUGGCAUCUUUGGGGCUCUAACAAAAUUUCACAUCCGGUUGAAGAUCAGAAUUCGUUGGGUGUUUCCCUCAAAAGCAUAGUUUUUCUCUAUGAAAUGACUCAACAUUCCAAAUGUUUUUAUUUCUUUCCUCCUCUCAAAAGAGCUCUUAACUCAAUUAGAAUAUUCUGCUUUUGGUACAAGGUGGUUGUUGCCUGUAAUCACACAUGGUCUGGCACCAGUUUUAAAUCAAUGAAGAGAUAAAACUGAAAAAGAUGCUGCUAAGGAGUUCUCUGUAUUAAAGGAGUUAUGUUUAAAACGAUUGCAAACCCCUGACGCACAAGCUAGCGUGUCAAAAACCUAACAUGAAAAUGAAGGGACUCCUUGUAGGUACUCGCAGCCCUUCCGUGCAAGUGUUAGCUUGUAUGUAGACUCCAGAAGCCCGUAGGCUUCAUUUCUGUGGGGAGUUGGGGAGCCUUUGACUCCAAUUCUCUUCCGUGCUGCUUGCGAAUGGACUACUCAGAGACAGUUAAAUGGAUUCACAUGAAGUGCUUUUCUCUCAACCAUUGAGUUAUUUAUAAUGUAUUUAUUAGGAGGGCUACCUUGAGACUAUUGUACGUGCUUCAGCAAAACAUCUUAUUCAUGUUUUACAUUUUAAAAAAGGCAUUUGAAUGAAUGUUUGACUCAGGUUUGUUGACUUCAAUAACUACAGUACCAAAUAAUUGCACUAAACUGAUGAAAAAUGAAUUGUACGUUUUAAGAAUCAAAAACGAAAAUAAGUGGAAUUAAAUUGUGUACCUUUUCUAAAGCUGAAAUAGCAAAAUAUUUUAUUAUGAGUUAUUGUAAAAAUAGAUUGGUUAAUUGUAUAGGAAGAUGAUAGUAUUUUUUAAAAAAAUUAUCCGUGAAAAGUAAUUCAGAUAACAUUUAAGAAGUGGGGGAAAGGGAACCAUAUUGACAGUUUUAGUUCUGUGAACACUAAUUUGUGUGCAGCUAUUAAAUGAUUGUAAAAUUGACUACUGUAAAUUUUCCACAAUUAUGUGUGUAUAUUAGUCAUAUGUAUCUACAUGUGUAUGUCUUAAAAUUAUUUAUACACAUGUGCAUACAUAGACAAACCAAGAAAUGUAUGUAUAUAAUACAGAAAGUAUAGCACAGUAAUUCUACUCCAAUAAUAAACAUUGUUUGACACAUAUUUUGUUAUGAAUAGUUUACCUUCCAAAAGAUAUUUUGUUCUAUUUUGAAGUGUAGAAGAAUACACUGCUAAUAAAUAAUAAAAGUUUU